AUGGCGCAGACGCGGGAAACGCCCGCGGAAUUCGAGAAGGGUCGCAUUAAGGCCCUUCAGGAGGAACGUCUUCAUAUUCAGAAGAAGACGUUCACGAAAUGGAUCAACUCUUUCCUUCACAAGGCGCGGAUGGAAGUCGAGGACCUCUUCUUGGACCUGGCUGACGGCAAGAAGCUGUUGAAGCUGCUUGAGAUCAUUUCGGGCGAGAAGCUCGGCAAGCCCAACAACGGACGUAUGAGGGUCCAUAAGAUCGAGAACGUCAACAAGUCGUUAGCGUUCCUCCACACCAAGGUGCGUCCGAGGUGCGCUUGGAAAGCAUCGGUGCUGAGGAUAUUGUUGACGGGAAUCCCCGGCUCAUCCUCGGGCUGA
Messenger RNA from Notodromas monacha, 369 nucleotides. The record is from the annotation of a GenBank genome assembly. Lineage: Eukaryota; Metazoa; Arthropoda; Ostracoda; Podocopida; Cyprididae.